Spea bombifrons (plains spadefoot toad) is the source of this 1933-nucleotide messenger RNA. RefSeq names its product prickle planar cell polarity protein 3 (gene PRICKLE3). NCBI's taxonomy places the organism in Eukaryota, Metazoa, Chordata, Amphibia, Anura, Pelobatidae. The record is from RefSeq and is a predicted model, not a curated record. Gene Ontology annotation, molecular function: zinc ion binding. The transcript has 8 exons. The coding region runs from base 93 to 1724 and encodes 543 amino acids.
GUGGGUUGGGAGGCGCGGUCUGCUUUCAGGUGAACGGAACUGAAAGGAAGAAGAGAGAGAAGCAGGAGUCAGCGGCGGACAUCACCUCCGAGAUGUUCCGCGGCUCCAGAAGACGUCGGUCUCAGGGAACAGAGGCGGAUGUAACAGCGCAAGGCCAGCCAUGCCUCACCUGUUUGGAGCGAUGUCCCGGCUUCCUCGCCCACAGAUGGAGGAAAAUCUGCCAGCAUUGCCAGUGUCCGUGGGAGGAACAUGGCACCGUGGGCACUCCUCAGGAUCUGGAACGAACCAUAUGCCGCCUGGUCUCAGGAGCGCAGAGACAUUCUUUGAACGAUAGCAGUUCUGACAGCUCUUUGGAGAAGUACGCAUGGGUACCAUCUGGGUUAACCCCUGAACAGGUUCACCAGUAUUUUAGUUGUUUGCCUGAAGACAAGAUCCCCUACGUACAGAGUGUCGGAGAGAGACACCGAAUGAAGCAACUUCUCCGACAGCUGCCUCCACAUGACUGCGAGGCCCGGUACUGCUGCUCUUUGCAGGGGGAGGAAGAAGAGGAAAUGCUGACGCUCUUCAGCCAAAGACGGAGACUUGAAAAUUUGGGUCGUGGGUCCGUCCAUCCGGUCUCCAGAACAAUGAACGGGACAGUGUGUCAGAGGUGCGGGCAUCAGAUUAGCGCCGGCGACAUGGCAGUGUUCGCAUCCCGGGCAGGGUUGGGGUCCUGCUGGCACCCUCGGUGUUUCACCUGUGCCCGCUGUACGGAGCUGCUGGGUGACCUCAUCUACUUUUAUCAGGACGGGGAGGUGUAUUGCGGCCGUCACCACGCUGAGCUGCAACGGCCACGGUGCCUGGCAUGUGAUGAGGUGAUCUUCUCAACAGAGUGCACUCAGGCUGAGGGCUACCACUGGCACACAAGGCACUUCUGCUGUUUUGAGUGUGAAGGUGUACUCGGAGGACAGCGCUACGUUAUGAGGGACAGGCGUCCGUACUGCUGCCCCUGUUACGAAAGACUCUUCUCUCAGUAUUGUGAUAGCUGUGGGGAGUGCAUCGGCAUCGAUGAAGGGCAGCUGUCACAUGGAGGCCAGCACUGGCAUGCAACAGAGCGGUGCUUCUGUUGUGGAAGAUGCGGAACGUCACUUCUAGGUAGACCUUUCCUACCUCGACAUGGGCAGAUUUACUGCUCUCGGAGCUGCAGUAUGACGCGGACGCCCAGUGAGCAUUCAGUCAGCCCGACUGAAAUUGAGAUGCCUUUGCAAAAGGAGACAAGAGAUGUAGGCACCUCUACAAACCAUGACCCAGAAGAGGAGAGCUUUCAGGAGCGCAGGAUGGGGGGAGGCAGAAGAGCUGUGUCCAUGAUAGAUCAGUCUGGAAUAAGCCAAACCUUCCACUUGCAGACUCCCCUUUCACGCUCCAUACAUUCCAGUUUAAGAAGGGUUCCCCCUGAGUUCUCACGUGACUGUUCCCAAAGACGGUCUCUUCCUGACCUAACAAGCCAGACUCGGCCAACUUCCAGAGUCACAUUCAAGAUACCUCUUAGCUCUGAGUUUAAAGAACCCAUCAGCUUCUCCCACCCCUCUUUCACAUCCUCCUCCUCUUCUGAUGAUGAAGAAGAGGGUUACUUUCUAGGAGAACCCAUUCCCCUGCCUCCCUUUAUGAGACCACCAGGAUACACUCCCCCCUCAAACCCUACCUCCACACCCAAGAAGAAAGACAAGAACUGCAUUUUAUCGUGACCCAAUACAGUAGCCAAUAAGCCCAGUGGACGAUGUUAUCAAGAACCUUCCCGGCCAUAUUACUCUGAAGAGGUCCCUCGACAAUGUUUACAGCUUAUGUCAGAAAUCCAGCAUAUUAGAGGACCAUGAAGGUGCGAAGAGGGCAGAUUUUUUCCCCUGUUGUCCCUUUUUGAGCAUUCUGGUUUCCAUGAUACACAAUAGUAUCAGCA